AUGGCCGUCAUUUUUCCUCAACAGCCGCAACAAGAGUGGAGAGAAUCCCUGUGUGGUUGUUUUAGUGAUAUCGGUAUUUGUUGUUAUGGUUUAUUUUGUCCAUGCUGCUUAUACGGCGAUAAUGCAGAACAAAUUAAUGGUAGUAGUUGUUGUGGUCAAUGUUGCAUAUAUGGUUUGGUGACUUCGUGUGGUUUAUGUUGUCUGGUUCACAUGGGUAAUCGCCGUCAAUUACGACAGAAAUAUGGUAUUCAAGAAGCUUGCAGUGAUUGUUGUGUUACGAUGUGGUGUGCAGAGUGUGCAAUGUGUCAAGAAGCAAGAGAGCUGAAAACAAGAGGUCCAGCAGUACAACACACAGUAUUCGUUCAACCAAUGUCUGGUCCUGUUUUUAUGCCACCGCACCAAUACCAACAACAACACCCUGUUCCCGGUACGUACUCUGUGCCACACGAACCACACCAAUCUGUAAUACCGACAAUCGUUCCUCAACCAUUAACAGUACCACCACCACCAUAUAUGAAUGCUCAAAAGACGUAA
Messenger RNA from Didymodactylos carnosus, 534 nucleotides. The record is from the annotation of a GenBank genome assembly. NCBI's taxonomy places the organism in Eukaryota, Metazoa, Rotifera, Eurotatoria, Philodinida, Philodinidae.